This is a messenger RNA of Topomyia yanbarensis, 1227 nucleotides long. RefSeq lists its product as uncharacterized. The coding region runs from base 1 to 1227 and encodes 408 amino acids. Lineage: Eukaryota; Metazoa; Arthropoda; Insecta; Diptera; Culicidae. Gene Ontology annotation, biological process: DNA integration. The transcript has a single exon. The record is from RefSeq and is a predicted model, not a curated record. Gene Ontology annotation, molecular function: nucleic acid binding.
AUGGAGUCUGAAAACACUAAACAUCCGGUCGUUUUACCCACUCGGCACAUAUUUACACGCUUGCUGUUACGGUAUUACCAUGAACGACUUCUGCACGCUGGACCACAGUUGCUGUUGGGAGUUGUUAGGCUUCGAUUUUGGCCGCUGGGAGGCAGGAGUGUAGUUCGACACAUUAUCCAUCAGUGUCAGAUAUGCUUCCGGUCGAAACCGGCGACCGUACAGCACUUUAUGGGAGAUUUACCAGCUCCACGGGUCACCGUAUCCCUUCCAUUUUCUCGCACAGGCGUCGACUACUUUGGACCCCUCUAUGUGAGACCAGCUCCCAGGCGAACGGCAGUUAAGGCUUACGUUGCUAUAUUCGUGUGUCUGUGUACCAAGGCAGUGCACCUCGAAUUGGUCACAGAUUUAUCCACAGAUCGGUUUCUACAGGCUCUACGGCGAUUCGUUGCCAGAAGAGGACGAUGUACGGAUAUAUAUUCCGACAACGGCACUAACUUUGUCGGCGCUCGCAAUAAACUGCUAGAAUUCCUGCGAUUACUUAAAGAUAGCCAUCAUAACGACAUUGUGUCCAAGCAAUUAGCCAAGGAAGAGAUCCAAUGGCACUUUAGCCCGCCGAGUGCGCCACAUUUUGGCGGUAUUUGGGAGGCCGCUGUCCGAUCAGCAAAAAUUCAUCUGCUAAAGGUGGUAGGCGAAACUCCUGUGUCCCCAGAGGACAUGAACACGCUAUUAGUCCAAGUUGAAGGAUGCCUGAAUUCUCGCCCGCUCACACCCAUGUCUGAUGAUCCGAAUGAUCUGCAGCCACUAACCCCCGCACAUUUUCUGAUUGGAGAAUCUCUCCACGCUGUUCCCGAUCCAGAUUUAUCAAGCAUUCCAAUGAAUCGUCUCACCCAAUGGCAGUUAACCCAACAAAAACUGCAGAACUUCUGGAAAAGGUGGCGCAGAGAAUAUCUUUGUCAACUUCAAGGCAGAACCAAACGAUGGAAACCGGCUGUUCGUAUCGACAUUGGAAAGCUAGUCGUUAUUAAAGAUGAUAAUCAACCUCCAAUGCGAUGGAAAAUGGGUAGAAUCGUGCAAACUCACCCUGGCGACGAUGGAACCGUGCGAGUAGUUACACUGAAAACCGCUACCGGAAUGCUAACUCGUUCGGUCGAAAAGCUUUGUCUGCUACCUAUUUCGGAUGACAACGACGACAUACAGUCAACAGAAGUCCACCAUCAGCAAUCCUAG